Trichoplusia ni (cabbage looper) is the source of this 789-nucleotide messenger RNA. RefSeq names its product transmembrane emp24 domain-containing protein 3 (gene p24-1). The record is from RefSeq and is a predicted model, not a curated record. Gene Ontology annotation, cellular component: endoplasmic reticulum; endoplasmic reticulum-Golgi intermediate compartment; Golgi apparatus. Bases 112 to 744 code for a protein of 210 amino acids. Lineage: Eukaryota; Metazoa; Arthropoda; Insecta; Lepidoptera; Noctuidae. The transcript is spliced from 4 exons. Gene Ontology annotation, biological process: intracellular protein transport; Golgi organization; endoplasmic reticulum to Golgi vesicle-mediated transport.
ACGUGGUGAAAUGUCAGUUCAUCAGAUGUCAAUCGAUGCGAAUUGUUAAUUUUACUUACGUUACCAAUUAUUUUUGUACUUACGCUAUUUGAGGAAAUUAUAAAUAAUAAAAUGUUCUUCUCACCGUUCAUUAUUACAAUAUUAUUGUCAUUAGUCAACGGAAUAUUAUCCAAAAGCGUUGAACUCACCUUCGAACUACCGGAUAGUGCAGUAGAAUGUUUUUAUCAAGAAAUAGAAAAGAAUACUUCUGCGGCUCUAGAAUAUCAGGUAAUUACUGGAGGUCAAUAUGACGUGGACGUCAAAAUAGAAGGGCCCAAUAAGCAAAUAAUUUACCAGCAACAGAAAAUGCAAUAUGAUUCUCAUCAGUUUACUGCACAAAUAACAGGUAUUUACAAAGUUUGUUUUAGCAAUGAAUUCAGUACAUUCUCCCACAAGCUUGUGUACAUGGAAUUAAAUGUGGGUCCAGAGAAACCUUUGCCUGGUAUUGGUGAUCAUGCAACUGUCCUCACUCAGCUGGAAACUUCUGCUGAAGAAAUUCACUCAGCACUCAACAGGAUUAUUGACCACCAAACCCACCACAGACUAAGAGAGGCCCAGGGCCGCAAGAGGGCUGAGGACCUCAACGAGAGGGUGUUCUGGUGGUCCAUGUGUGAGACCCUAGCAAUAGUAUGCGUGGCCUUUGCUCAAGUCAUGGUAUUAAAGAACUUCUUCAGCGACCGACCUACAUUAUACAAUAAAAUGUAAUGCAUAGUGAAUUAUAGUUUAUUUAUUAAAACAUUUCUGGGUUUA